This is a messenger RNA of Silurus meridionalis, 1748 nucleotides long. It is a transcript of the gene emc8, whose product is annotated as ER membrane protein complex subunit 8. The record is from RefSeq and is a predicted model, not a curated record. Gene Ontology annotation, cellular component: EMC complex. The transcript has 5 exons. Bases 330 to 944 code for a protein of 204 amino acids. Lineage: Eukaryota; Metazoa; Chordata; Actinopteri; Siluriformes; Siluridae.
AAUAUGGGUAGGUUAUGAAUAAAAAAAAAUAGACCACCGAAUGAACCAGAUCCCGGAGGCAGGUUUUUGUCAUUUUUGUACACAAAUCGACACUGAAAUCUGUUCAAUUUGAGAAAUUUGAAGGAAUUGGCAGAAUAAGAAACAGGAAUUGGGGAUGAAUUAGGAAAGAUUAGCGUUAGCGAGCUAAUAGGCGAACUUGGGUGUUUUGUGGGAGUCGGUUGGGGGGGAACUCGUUGAUUAGAGCAGCUCCGUGAUUUCACACGCUUCAAGUUGACGAUUUGUACAGAAUUCUAAGCCAAACGUUUGGGUUUUGUAAUUAAAAAGCAAAAAUGCCUAUAAAACUGACCACUCAGGCGUACUGUAAGAUGCUACUUCACGCGGCUAAGUAUCCCCAAAGCGCCGUCAACGGACUGCUGGUGGCCGAGAAGCAGAAGGACAAGAAGAAAGAGGGCCAUGGUGUCCCAGUCCUGUGUGUGGACUGUGUGCCUCUGUUUCACGGCUCUUUAGCUCUGGCACCCAUGUUGGAAGUGGCUCUGUCUCUGAUCGACACGUGGUGCAAGGAAAACAAGUACGUCAUCGCUGGUUACUAUCAAGCCAACGAACGUAUAAAGGAUGUGAGGCCGAGUCAGGUUGCUGAAAAGGUGGCUAUGAGGAUCUUAGAAAACUUCAGCGAUGCAGCCAUGAUCAUCGUGGACAACAGCAGGUUUACAAUGGGCUGCUCUGCACCAGCUCUUUCCAUCUACGAUCAUUCUGAGAAUAAGUGGAAGUGCAGAGAUCCGAGCAUAGACCCGUUCGAGGACUGGCCAGAAGCUCAGAAGAUCACAGCAGCCUUGCUGGAGAACAGAUCCUAUGAAAACCUCAUAGACUUUGACAACCAUCUGGACGACCUCAGGAACGACUGGACGAACCCGGAAAUCAACAAAUCCGUCCUGCAUCUGUGCUGAACCCCGGCGUCCGGCCCAUCGAAGCCCUUAACGCCACCACGGCUCACGUUCUCGUCACCGUAUUCUGAUCGACACGUGUAGGAGGGACGCUCGGCGAAUGGUGCGAAAACGGUUGGAAAUUUCUCAAGCGGGACGUUGAGCGUGCCGAAAAAAGAGCAGCGUCAAGUUCAUCCAACCUUUUAGCUCAUCCACUUGACACACAGCUUUUCAUUUCCAUCGAUCGAUCACUGAUUAGGGAAAAUUACCUUCGAUCACCAAACCAUGACACGCUUUUCAUUUUCUCAUCAAUUUAUUGACAAAAAUCUGUUUUUUACAGCCUGGAUGAUGUUUAAUAUUAAAAAUUACUGAUUUAAAGAAUGUUUUUUUUUUUUUUUAUUUUUUUUUUUUAAAUAUAUUUUGAGAUCUUUAAAUAAAACAAUAGCAAUUAAUUUUUAGUAGGUGGUGUGUGUCUCUGUAGGUGUGGUCUCACUGAGACGGUGUAUGAGACGAUGUCCACUCUGAAGUUUCGAUUCUGUGACACACACGUGAUUUAAUAUAUUAAAUCUGUAACGUAGGGAAGUUUUAUUAUAAACCAGUUUGUAGCUCUGCCAAGUUUCAGGUUUAGAUCAUUAAAGCCCAUCUUUGUGUUUGGAAAAAAAACAUUUAUAAGAGCAGUGAUCUUUAUGGAUGACUGACAGGAGAGUGUGCGUGUGUGUGCGCGUGUGCGCGUGUGUGCGUGUGUGUGUGUGUUCUCAUGCGAUUUCAAAUUGAUCAUAUUGAGCUUUUGUUAAACCUAAUGCCAGAAUAAACCAGGUUUAUAAACAA